Haliaeetus leucocephalus (bald eagle) is the source of this 531-nucleotide messenger RNA. RefSeq names its product interleukin-36 receptor antagonist protein-like. The transcript has 4 exons. Gene Ontology annotation, biological process: positive regulation of gene expression; cytokine-mediated signaling pathway; cellular response to lipopolysaccharide. The record is from RefSeq and is a predicted model, not a curated record. NCBI's taxonomy places the organism in Eukaryota, Metazoa, Chordata, Aves, Accipitriformes, Accipitridae. The coding region runs from base 16 to 531 and encodes 171 amino acids. Gene Ontology annotation, molecular function: interleukin-1 receptor binding; cytokine activity.
GUCAUCGACCCUGACAUGGUGGCCUUGUUCGAGGAUUUCCUGGGGAAAGAGGUCUUGGAGGAGACGACGAUGUCCUCGGCGGGGGUGAAUCCCCUGGCAAAGCCCUACCACUACGUGGUGCGGGACACGGAGCAGAAUGGGCUCUGCCUGCACAACGGGCACCUGGUGGCCACCAGACUGCAGGGUGCCAACGCCACCCAGGAAGAACCCAUCAGUGUGGUGCCCAACCAGUACCUGGAGCGCCGGCGCUGUCCUCUCAUCGUGGGCAUCCGUGGUGGCACCCAGGCCCUCUCCUGCGGCACCGGUCCUGAGCCCCAGCUGAAGCUGGAGGAGGUGGGGCUGCUGGACCUGUUCUCGCGGGGGGCCGAGGCCACCCCCUACACCUUCUACAAGACCUUCGGUGGCUCCACGCACACCUUCGAGGCUGCAGCCUUCCCCGGGCACUUCCUCAGCACCACCCAGGGGCAGGGGGAGGCACUGUCCCUGGCCCCCCCCCCUGCCGUCACCAGCUUCUACCUGCUCCGCAAAUGA